AUGCUACCUCUUCUUGUAAAACCAGAUUCACCAAUGGCUGAAGUAACAAGAAACAUAAAAGAUGCAAAAACGCCUAAUUCCAAUCGAUGUUCUGUAAUAAUUAGUGUGCCAAUGACGAAUGCAUCAGUAGUUGUCGUUGGAAUUCCACACACACGACCUGAUAGAAAGUUCUUGCGUGAAUCAGUACCCAGUACAGUAACAGCACAAACAGCAGAAUCCCAACCAACACUACAACCAGCUUCAUCUACAGUACCACCAAAAGUGUCAGCAAUGAGUAAUCAAGGAACCACCACAACCGUCUUAGUAAAAACAGCAGAAGCCAAACCAACACCACAACCAGCUUCAGUAACCACUUCACCAGAACCAACAACAGCAGCAGCAACAAUUUAUGGGCUACCAAUUAGUCCAGUAACAGCAGAAGCCCAACAAACAUCACAAUCAGCUUCAUCUGCAGCACCACCAAUAGUAUCAACAAUGAGUGCUCGAGGAACUAUUACAACAGUCUUAGCAACAAUACCAGAAGCCCAACCAACAGCACAACCAGCUUCAAUAACCACUUCAUCAGAGCCAACAGCGGCAAUAAUUUCUUGGCUACCAAUUAGAAGAAGUGUGAGGCAGCCAAAUCACCUCAAGGAUUUUUUAGUGUCUAAGAGCUCCAAGAAAGCAGCGUUGAGAUAA
Molecule: messenger RNA, 678 nt
Organism: Schistocerca gregaria
Lineage: Eukaryota; Metazoa; Arthropoda; Insecta; Orthoptera; Acrididae
Product: cytadherence high molecular weight protein 3-like
Exons: 3
Coding region: 1-678 (225 amino acids)
Source: RefSeq, a predicted model, not a curated record